AUGUUUAGAGAAAGAACUACAUCUUAUUUACGACAUUUACAUUUGGUUGUGCAUUCAGAACAAAAAAGAUUACGUUUUCCGGUUUAUGUCAUUCAACCGGAAGAAUCUUUCCCUCGACCACAACAAUUGGAACCUUCUUAUGAAACAAAAGCAAAUUUAUUUCGUACCUAUUUACAAACGGUAACAAUUUAUUAUCAAUAUUCAAUUGAAAGAAGACAAAUAAAAUAUUUUUCUUUUGUUCACUCUGUUCCAGUUUUGAGCUUUUCAAUUGUCGUUGGAUUUCAAAAAUCUUUCAAUCUUCAUUAUCGUAUUCUGGUUUUAUUCUUAAUAUUAUGUCUUAUCGCUGCUAUUGCUUUACUUUCUUCUCUUUUAAUUCACAACACAAAUAUUAAACAAUGUCCAAUUUAUGAUUGUUCAUGGAUGAAUACAACUAUAGAUUCAACAAUAGAAAGCACAACAACAUCAUAUAACUUUAAUAUAACUAAUGAAAUAUCAUUUGUACCUAAUUGGAAUACAUCAUUAAGUUCGAUAAUAACAUCCACAAGUACAACUACAAUAAUACUUGAUAGAAAUUUACUAUAUGGUGAUAAUUGUACUGAACAUGAACAAUGCACAUUAUCAAAAAAUUUAUUUUGUGAAUAUGAAUUUGAUUUAAAUCAAAAACAUUGUUUUUGUGAAACAACUUAUUUUUGGAAUAAAAAUACACAACAAUGUGAACCAAAAAAAGAUAUAAAUGAAGUCUGUCAGUAUGAUAAUGAAUGUCGUCUUGACCUUGGUAUUACAUGUGAUCUUAAAACAGGUGCAAAUAUACGACAUUGUCGUUGUAUGGGUGAAUAUUAUUGGUCAAAAAUAAGUAAUUGUGGAGCUUUAAAAAUUCAAGAUUUUGUACAUUGUACUGAUGAAAUCUAUAUAUCAUCAUGUUUAGUCAAAGAAAUUGAUAAUGGUAUUUAUCAUAAUGUUAAUAUUCGACAAAUUCAAGAUGAUGAAAUUGAAUUUGAUUAUUUUGUUCUUGAUUCACCGGAAAUACAAGAAAUUGAACGUAUAGAAUGUUGUUGGUCAAUAAAUAAACGUUAUUGUUUUGGUAUUGAUAGUGAAACAAAUCGAUUACUGAUUGUUAUUAUUGACAUAAAUGGUAUUGAAUCAUAUCGACGUAUAAAUCAAUCAGUUAUUGGUUUACCUAAUGUAUUAAGACAAGCUGAUAAUACAAUAGUAUGUUACAUUGAAGGUAAUGUUUCAAAUUUACUUUCUAUUACAAUUGAUCCAAAAAAUAAUGAUUUCUUAAGUGUACAUCAACGUGGUGGAAAAACUUACGGAGAACGAUCAUGUUUUAUAGCAAUUAAUCGUACAGCUUAUUGUUUUUAUCGUGACAUAGAUCGUCAUUUAACAGUUGUAGCUAUGAAUGGAACAACAACAAUACAAGAUGUUCAUAUGGAUGUUCAUCCAGAUACAAAUUUAAAAACAGGACCUUCUUGUGGUUGGGUUGGAACAAAUAUUCUUUUGAAAUUAUAUUGUUUUGCUGUAUUUAAUGAUGAAAAAAUUCAUCGAAUUGAACAAAAAGAUAAUAUUUGGAGUAAUUGGAUGAUUAUGCCAUCAGAUAAAAUAUUUAUUCAACGUCCACUUUUUGUUACUUCAAAACCACCUGAUGAUAUAAGUACAACUCAAAGUUGUCAUGUAUUAGCAAUUGAUACGAGUAAUGAGGUUUAUGUAAGUAGUAAUACAAACUGUGCUCAUCAAGAUUCAUUUUCACCAUGGUCAUUACUUCAAACCGAUGUUGGUCUGUUAUCAUUUAAUGGAUCAUUUCGUUUACGUGAUGGACGUGUUGGUGUCUAUGGAAUUGGUAUAGAUGAUUUACCAUAUUAUACAACGAUGAAUCCUGUAACACAUAAUUUUGAACCUAUUAAAUUAGCUGUAUCAUUUGAAUAG
Messenger RNA from Rotaria sp. Silwood2, 1923 nucleotides. The record is from the annotation of a GenBank genome assembly. Lineage: Eukaryota; Metazoa; Rotifera; Eurotatoria; Philodinida; Philodinidae.